GAGCAGGGUAGCCUCGCCGCGCUGGGGAGACGCUCCUUCCUCCAGUGUGAGGCGGAGCUGCCUGAGGCUGCGGCUCCGCGCGCUCUCUGGGCUGCCAGGCGGCGCCGCGCUGCGCUGAGCGAUGGCGGAACGGGGAAUCCAGGCGCGGCGCGUCCUCUCCCCCGGCAGCCGCCUCCUGUUCCUCCUCACCUGCCUCUUCGUGCCCCUGCUCGGGGUGCCCGGUCCGGCCGGCAGAGCCACCGCCGCCAGGGGCAGCGCCCGCACACCCUACACGGGUGUAUCAGAACCUUCUUUUAUUGCUAAAAGUGAAGAUUGUUUGUUUAAACACUUAUUUCAAGACUAUCAAAAAUGGGUUCGCCCAGUCCAACACUUGAAUGACACAAUAAAAAUAAAGUUUGGUCUUGCAAUCUCUCAGUUAGUGGAUGUGGAUGAGAAAAAUCAGUUGAUGAAAACAAAUGUUUGGCUGAAACAGGAAUGGAUAGAUGUAAAAUUAAGGUGGAACCCUGAAGACUAUGCUGGAAUAACAUCUAUUCGUGUCCCAUCAGAGUCUAUCUGGAUUCCAGAUAUUGUGUUGUAUGACAAUGCAGAUGGUCGCUUUGAAGGAACAUCUACAAAAACAGUAGUAAAAUAUGAUGGGACCGUCGCUUGGACUCCCCCAGCAAACUACAAAAGUUCUUGUACCAUAGAUGUUACAUUCUUUCCAUUUGACCUUCAAAACUGCUCUAUGAAAUUUGGUUCCUGGACCUAUGAUGGCUCACAGGUUGAUAUUAUUCUAGAAGAUUAUGAUGUUGACAAGAGAGAUUUCUUUGAUAAUGGAGAAUGGGAAAUAGUAACUGCAACAGGGAGCAAAGGGAAGAGAACUGAUGGAUGCUGCUGGUACCCAUUUAUUACAUAUUCAUUUGUAAUUAGACGGUUGCCUCUUUUUUACACACUGUUUCUCAUUAUUCCGUGUAUAGGACUUUCAUUUUUAACUGUCCUUGUCUUUUAUCUCCCUUCAAAUGAAGGUGAAAAAAUUUCUCUCUGCACUUCAGUACUGGUGUCUUUGACUGUCUUUCUUCUUGUUAUUGAAGAGAUAAUACCAUCAUCUUCUAAAGUUAUACCACUUAUUGGAGAGUACUUGGUGUUUACUAUGAUUUUUGUGACAUUAUCCAUUGUGGUAACUGUCUUUGCUAUUAAUAUUCAUCAUCGUUCCUCUUCUACUCACAAUGCUAUGGCACCUUGGGUCCGCAAGAUAUUUCUUCAUAAACUUCCAAAGCUACUUUGCAUGAGAAGUCAUGUAGAUAGAUACUUUCCUCAGAAAGAAGAAACUAGCAAUAUCAGUGGAUCAGAAUCAUCGAGGAACACCUUGGAAGCAGCUCUAGAUUCUAUCCGAUACAUUACAAGACAUAUCAUGAAGGAGAAUGAUGUUCGCGAGGUUGUUGAAGACUGGAAAUUUAUAGCUCAGGUGCUUGAUCGAAUGUUUUUAUGGACUUUUCUUCUGGCUUCAAUAAUUGGAUCACUUGGGUUGUUUAUUCCUGUUAUUUAUAAAUGGGCAAAUAUAAUAGUACCAGUCCACAUUGGAAACACACACACAUAAAAUAUUUGUGGGGUACCAUUUCUGCUAUGAACAUGAUUCUUAAAAGAUACAUGGUAGUUCUAUGUUCGUGCAAAUAGUGUGUAUGGCACAUUUUUAAUAGAAUUAUAAACUUAGUAUAAGGAAUCAUGCCUAUAUUUAAGCAUGGCAUUUUAGGACAUGUGCAAUACCUACUGCUUAGCUGUUAGCCUACUAAUUCAUUUUUAAAUCUGGACAAAAUCAAACACACCUUUUCAAACACUUGCAUGUAUUGUAUUCCCCCCAAUCCCCAAAAUACAGUACAUAGAUAACUGCUGAGAACUAGAGGGAUUUAAAAAACUUUUUAGAUGCUAAUUGUUUUAGAAUUGGCAAAACACUAUAUAAACUAUACACUGUACUACUGAAUGUUAAAAGUGUGAAGAUGUUUAUGUAUUAGAGCAUUGUGGUUGGUUACUUAACUUACUAUAAUGAGCAGAAGAGGAUUUUAAGAGGCUAAGUUCUUUUGAGUGUUCUGAAAAUUUGAGUUUUUAGAGUAAAUUACAAAUAUUAACCAUCUAUUCUAAUACACUUGGUGUAAUAUGUAAAUUAAAAUAAUCUAUGGUUCUAUAUUUGUCUUUAUUCAUACAUUUUCAAUGAAAAAUACUAUUAACUUUAAAGACAUAGCUCAAUUAUCAGUUUAAGUUUGGAAUUAAUACUAUUUUGCGCGUCUGUAAUUUACCAGAUAUAAACCUUGCAACAGGUAUAUAGUAUUGUUUCAGAUAGGGAAAAAGAGGCAAAGAAUUAAAUGACUUGUCCAAAGUUGCACAUGAGUUCUGAAAUAAUUCUGAUUCCUAGUCCUGUGCUAUAACCACAAGACUAUACUUCCUCUCUAACAUCCUUUGUUUUUCAAAAUGACGUUUGUAAACACUUAUACAAAACAAGAAUUUGAGUCCUGGUUUCUAAAGAAAACUUGCUGAAAGCUGUGUAUGCCUUUUUAAUUCAGGUUUCACACAUUUAAUAUCCACAUUCUUAAUAAAAUAGUCUCCCUAGAUUCUCUUCACUUUUGGACUCACGCAUAAAUCUGAAUUAUAAGAAU
Caretta caretta (loggerhead turtle) is the source of this 2627-nucleotide messenger RNA. RefSeq names its product cholinergic receptor nicotinic alpha 5 subunit (gene CHRNA5). The record is from RefSeq and is a predicted model, not a curated record. Gene Ontology annotation, cellular component: postsynaptic membrane. Gene Ontology annotation, molecular function: transmembrane signaling receptor activity; acetylcholine-gated monoatomic cation-selective channel activity. Lineage: Eukaryota; Metazoa; Chordata; Testudines; Cheloniidae. Gene Ontology annotation, biological process: monoatomic ion transmembrane transport.